AAAUGGCGGGCCACCCGUACCUUGGGAUCCUUUCUUAUUGUUUCACCAUUGCUUUUGUCCCUUUUUAUUGACACGUUUGCUGUGAUAGCUACGCAGUGCAGCUCUCAACCUCGGAAGCUUAGUCCUACUACAUAAUCGAUUCGUACCCCGAUAGUCGCUCCUCCAUUCAUUUCUCUUUGAUAUCAACACCAAAAUGCCCUCAUACACAUCAGUCCACCUCGCUGAGCGACCCAAGGACGGCAUCGUAGCCGGCAAAACCUUCACACCCAAGUCUCACCCGGUCCCCUCGGCCUCCUCGCUCAAAGAUGGCGAAGUCCUCUUCCAAACCUUGUACCUCUCCAUCGACCCCGCCAUGCGCGGCUGGCUCAAUCCCACACGCUCCUACAUUCCUCCUGUACAAAUUGACGCCGUAAUGCGCGGGCAGGGCAUCGGCCUUGUCAUCGCGAGCAAAAACCCCAAAUUUCCCGUCGGCACGUACGCAAAAGCCAUGUGCGGCUGGGCCGAAUACGCCGUGAUUCCAGGAAAAGACAUCGAGUCCCUGGAUCUUCCCGAGGGCGCCGUACCAACGGAUGCGUUGGGUGUCCUUGGAAUGACAGGUUUAACGGCGUACUUUGGUCUCCUUGACGUCGGACAGGUUAAACCGGGAGAUUUUGUCGUUGUGAGCGGAGCGGCGGGCGCAACAGGAAGUGUAGUGGGCCAAAUUGCUAAGCUCAAGGGCGCAAAGGUUCUGGGUCUUGCCGGCGAGGAUAGCAAAGUUGCGUGGCUUAAGGACACGCUGGGAUUCGACGAGGCGCUUAACUACAAGGACCCGGAUUUUGUAAAGAAAUUCCGCGCUGCGACCAAGGGACUGAUUGAUCUUUUCUUCGAUAAUGUUGGCGGAGAGAUUCUCGACCUGGCGUUGAGUCGUGCGAAGCCGCAUGCGAGAUUCGUUAUUUGUGGUGCUAUUUCUGAUUACAACAACAAGAAGCCGUCUGGGCUCAAGAACUACAUGAUGAUCAUCUCGAUGCGUAUUCGCAUGCAGGGUUUCGUUAUUUUCGACUAUGCGGACAAAUACGCUGAGGCGAGAAAGGAGUUGGCGCAAUGGUUGUCGGAGGGCAAGAUUAAGCGCAAGGAGACUAUUUACGAUGGCGGAAUCACCAAGGCUGAGGAAGCACUGGUUGGACUGUUUGAGGGCAAGAACACAGGCAAAAUUCUCGUAAAGGUAGCAGAUCCCGAGGCUGCCAAGUCGAAGCUAUAGUUGGAGUGUUUCGGAGAGCAAAAAUCUAUCUAAUACCUUUCUGUUUGGCAACUGAUAUAUUUCAAAUGGUUGCAUGCUUGGCUCGUGAUGUAUUACUCUAUUACUGCUCCUCCAUGCGCCUGCAAUCGAUAAGUUUUGUGGCGCUA
Bipolaris sorokiniana ND90Pr is the source of this 1383-nucleotide messenger RNA. RefSeq lists its product as uncharacterized. The record is from RefSeq and is a predicted model, not a curated record. The transcript is spliced from 3 exons. NCBI's taxonomy places the organism in Eukaryota, Fungi, Ascomycota, Dothideomycetes, Pleosporales, Pleosporaceae. Gene Ontology annotation, molecular function: oxidoreductase activity, acting on the CH-CH group of donors, NAD or NADP as acceptor. The coding region runs from base 194 to 1237 and encodes 347 amino acids.